Molecule: messenger RNA, 1654 nt
Organism: Ipomoea triloba (trilobed morning glory)
Lineage: Eukaryota; Viridiplantae; Streptophyta; Magnoliopsida; Solanales; Convolvulaceae
Exons: 12
Coding region: 307-1452 (381 amino acids)
Source: RefSeq, a predicted model, not a curated record
CAAGCCAACCAAUUAACCGCGCCAUUGACCCACAACAGUAAUACACUAAUACUAUGGUAACUCUCCCGUAGAGAGAGAGAGAGAAAGAGAGCUAUGCGCUGCCUCGUGGCAUCGGCAAUCAACGCAACGUCUUCUACUUUGCAUAUUUGCAACUUCUGCACUCUAUCCUUGUUAGCUUCGCGAUUUCCAAAUUAGUAAAAUCAGCGUCUCGGUAUUCAUAUUGAUUGAGAAGCUUUCUUCAGCAAUUCCGUCUGAGAAAUUCGCAACAAAUCUUUAUCAGGUGAAAACUAAAGAACAACAUACACAAUGCUACUGGGCAACGGAGGAGGAGGCCAAACCCCUAGUCGGUUUGAGUUGUUGAGUAUGGUGAAGAAGCACUCAAAAUUUUUAGGGAAAACCAUAGUGGAGGAGGAAGAUUCAUCGGAUGUGGAAAUGGAUCCAGAGUUCUGGCAUGAAGUAUUGGAUUUGUAUUUCGUUCGUGGAAAGGAAUCCAGAGGCCGUCAGGAGGAUGAUCUCAUAUUCUUCGUCCGUAAAAUGAGUUUGCAAGGAUAUGAAUCCAAUGGCAACAGUGAAGACAAUUCUCCUUACUUUGUACGGAGGUGGUCGCCUAAGUUGGAUGAUUUACUUGGUGAGAACUCAGUAGGUGUGGAUUGGAGGCGCUCAUAUUACUUGAACUUGAUUGCUCAUACAACUUUCAGUGUGACAGUGGCAAUUUGCAGUCACGAGGUCCUUAAAACUUACCAAACUGGCAAAGACAAGCCAUUGUCUCCUAUAUACAAGGUUGUGAAGACUGUCUAUGCAUCUCCAAGUCGUAUUAAUUUUCAUUUGGACUCAAGAAAGGAAGUAGAAACAACUCCUGCGUAUCCAGAUAUAUGCUUUGCCGUUGAUGAUUUUGAUUCUACUUUUGAUGCAGUGGUUUUGACAGAUGUGGACCACUGCUAUUGUGUAAUUCUAAAUGCAAAUGAUGGGGCUGCAUUUCCCAGUGACUCUUCCCAAAGUGAGACAAGUGGUGGAAAGACUCAGAGUUCAAAGAUCACUCUAUUCUCGGGUUUCGUUAGCUACCAGAUGGUCCGAGAUGCCUAUGAUGCUGGAAGAACUGGAUUUGGAAGUCUUCUUUCACUUCAUUCUUCAGGGAAAACAGACAGGAUAUACAUGAAAGGUCCAGGAGGACGUGGGGAAGUUGAAGUAGCUGUUUCUGGUGUUGUAGAUCAAAGCAAGGAGGAAUACAGUCAUCAUUCUCCUAAAAAAGGAUUAAGUUUCAGUGCAGUUGUUCGAAGGGCAGCAUCAGUUGCAUCGGUGGCAGCUAAGCAUGCUUAUGCUGCUGCUUCUGCUACACGGAGCUCAGAUGAAGAGAUGAUCCCCCUAAAGUGUUGCUUAAUGUCAAUAUCACUGCCCUGGGAGCACAUCGCUCAUGAUCUUCUCCUUAAGGGAAGUCCCCCGGUGAACUUGUAGGAAUGCAGAUGAUUGGUGAUGGGCAGUAUCAAGUAUCAAGUACUUUCUCAACUUUACCUUGUAGAUGAGUAUAUCCAAGAUUAAACUAAGAAAACAUGCAUAGCGAGCUUGGUUAGAAAGCAUUGUGAUAUCAUGUCUUGUACAUUACAGUUCUCUUUUCUGAUUGAUGCUCAAUGAAGGUUGCAUAAAGUUAGCCCCCAAA